GUAGUUUGUGAGGACAGUACGUACUAGAGGUCUGGAGUAACUAGCCCGGGUCCUGUGGGGCAGCGGUGUUACACGAAUGCAAACAACAUAAUGGUUCCGGUCCGGUUAAAAUUGGCGGUUCCGAUUCCAAAUGUGGUUAACCAAAAACCGCGAACAAGUGUACAUGUAUGCAUGACAUCAAACAACAUUGCACACGUUCCUAUGUUCAAGCUUGAUCAAAAUCCAACACUACUUCCAAAAUUUUCAUUAGUAGCCAUAUACAUACUACAUGUUGUCGAGUUCUCUCGUAUCUCAAGCAGAGUUAUUGAAUUCACUCUAGAAGAGUCAUCACCAGCUUGUUGUGUACUCUGUGUGACACCAUUUGUUGCGUCAAUAAGUUCUCUAAGGUGAAUGUGGCUUAUCGAAUUAACUCUAGAAGAGUCAUCAAAAUCUUGUUGCGUACUCUGCCUGACACCAUUUGUUGUGUCAAUAAGUCCUUGAAGGUCAGCACCUACUUACCUCAUACAUGGUCGACUUCUUGGGUCCUCUUUCAAGCAUUUCAUUGUGGUUAACGUAACUUCCUUCAUUUGUUCCAUAUUACCCUCCACGACGAGAAAAGGGCCUAGUAUGUCAACCAAACGCUCUUCAUGCAUAGUUGAGUUAAAGGUGAUCAGCAAAUGAUCAUUAGUGCUCUCGAAUAUAAUUAGAGGUCUUUAUGUGGUCAAUUAUUUUACUAAUACUACACCAAAUGCAUAUGCAUCCUGAUUGUCAGUCACUUUACGCGUAGUAAAAAUGUUAGGAUCCACAUAACCAUAUGUAAACACGAGGACAACCACGGUAUGAUGUGUCAUAUCAACGGGCAUCAGCACAGAUGUCCCAAAGUCAGAUAUUAUGGAUCGCAUAUCUUCAUGAAGCAAUAUGUUUGAAGGCUUCAUAUCUCCAUAAAAUACAGCUCUUGAACCUUAGAGUGCAAGUGAGAAAGUCCAGUCACUAUUUAUGUUGUGAUGCGCAAACGAUCUUCUCAUGAUGGACUCAUAGUAUAUUGAAGUUGGUAUUGUCACGACCAUGAAGCUGAGUUUAAUGUAAAAUUUUGUGCACUCUCAUAUACAAUCAAUGGAACUUCUACCUCCAAACAACAACCGAUAACUUUCACUGUGUCAGUGAUUUAUUUGAGAUAAAAUAGAUAUCUCGUUGAUAAAGACAAAUAUUUUCGCCUUAUCUAACAUCAAGGAUUUUUUGAUAUCUACUAUCUUUCCAUUUGAUAGCAUGUCUUUAUAGAGCUUACAAUUUCCUUCUACACGGAGAAUUCGCUCAUUGUUAAAGUUCAUUAUUGCUAACUCUAUCUCUUUUAUGGUGAACACUUUUGUUUUGUUUUCUUGACUCAAAAGAUUUCUUUGUUCCAAAAGCAAUCCACCAUUUUUUUGCAAAAGUGUUUCUCCUCUUCUUUACUUUCUUCUCCUUUUUAAUAACAUUUUUUAGUAAAUGCUAUCAAAAGGGGACUCCAAUGCUGUAAAAAAUAAUGUUAUCUGAUAUUGCAUGUUAUCAGGAAAAUGAAAUAGGUAAAAUAAUGGAGUAAGAUUAGAUUGUAAACUUGAUACACGUGUGCAAUACUCUUCCCUCUGUCCCUUACUCCCUUUAAAUGUUUCCCUUUUUCGGACGCCUAACACAGAUUUUUCUCAUUUCGUUUUUUGGAAAGUACUGUGUGGUUACUGGCUAACAUCCAUUUACAUUUUUCUUACUUAACCACAACCGUACAUUUUCAUUUUAUUCUUACUUUUUAAACUUCGAUCCAAAUCGAACCAGGAAAACUUUUAUGAGACAUACGGAGUACAAUUUUUCAAAAAAUCAUUUUUUAAAGAUAGCUUAAUUUGCUCAACCAUAUGUGUACGCAAGGCUCAAUGAUUUCAUCUAUCUUUUCAGCUAGGUUUUGAAAUCUGAGAACAGUAUUUGUUGGCUGUACAUGAUAGGAAAUGCUUUUUUAUAAUAAAAAGCAGAGAGUUGCAUCAAUUUUACCAUCCAAGCAAAAAAUCUCUCAUGCUUAACCAUAUAAUCAAUUCUUUAUAUUUGUUCAUAUCAAAUAUGUUUCGGUGUAUCAAUAUUUUCUUUUCAUGCUUAUUAGCACUAAAUGACACUCUAGAAACCCAAAUGGCAAAGGAGGUUUGUACUUCAAAGUGUGGAAGCUAAACCAUGCCUUUUCCAUUUGGGAUUGGAAAUGGGUGCUACUUUAACGAAGAGUUUGAGAUGAUCUACAACGAAAAAAUCAGUGUGGCAUCAUUAACAUAUCUGGGUGGACUACAAGUAUAGAACAUAUCAACAAACUACAUUGAUAUCAACGCGAGUGAAAUACACAAGGGAAAUUUGAGUUUACACCUCACGUUUUGGGUGAUCUUUGACUCUACGCCCCAUUUUCAAAUAUCUUAGACUUUCCACCCUAUCGUACAACAUUUUCUGAAGAAAAAUUCGUUAAUGAGGUGCAAAGGCAAAUACUUUUUAGGGGAAAUUGGGAGCAAAAUCUAAAAGUUUGAAACAAGGGCUCAAAGUCUACUAUCACCUAAAAAGCGGGUGCAAAGUCAAAAUAUCCCAAUGCAUAAAUGGUACCAUACCUAUUGGUAUUGUUGCAUUUUGCUACCUUAAUUUUAAAUGAAUAAAAAUAGUACCUUAACUCUACAUAAAUGUUUCAACUUACAAUGUUAUUCAAAUUUCCAACCAGAAAAUCACAUGUGGCGGUCGGAAUUCUAUGUGUUAAAUCUAGUUCAUCUUAUUUUUGUCAAUAUGAUAAUACAGGGUGACUCACCACAUGGAAUUUUGAUUGCCAUGAAGGAUAUUUUGACCGCAAAUUAAAAUAGAAUCUCAAUUCGAAACAUGUUUUUUUACACCAGGGGGUAUGGGGGAGGGGCUGAGGGUCUGGAGUAAUCAGGGUUGAAACUCACUCCAUUGAGUUUCGAACCCUUAUGUACCUAACGGGGUUAAAAAAAUAUCAAUAGUUAAGGAACUAUUUGUGCACUUCACCCGCGUUGACACCAAUGUAGUUUGUUGAUAUGUUUUAUUCGUGUAGUCCACCUAGAUAUGUUAAUGAUGCCACACGGGUUUGCUCGUUGCAACUCAUCUCAAACUCUUCGUUAAAUUAGCACCCAUUUCCAAUCCCAAAUGGAAAAUGUAUGGUUAAGCUUCCACACUUUUCAAGACAACCCUCCUUUCCCUUUGGGUUGCUAGAGUGUAAUUUAGUGCUAAUAUGCGUGAUAAGAAGAAAUUGAUAUAACGAAACAUAUUUGAUAUGUACAAAUAUGAAGGAUUGAUUAUAUGGUUAGGCACGAGAGAUUGUUUUUAUUGGGUGGUGAAUUUGAUGCAGCUCUUUCUGUUUUUUAUAAUAAAAAAGCAUUAGCUGUCAUGCACAGCCAACAAAUAUUGUUCUCAUAUUUAGAACCCGGCAGAAAAGAGAGAUGAAAUCGUUGAGUUUAAAAAAUGUUUUUUUGAAAAAUUGUGCUCCGUCUGUCUCAUAAGUUUUUUCCUAUUUUUAUUUGGAUCAGAGUUUAAAAAAGUGAGAAUAGAAUGAAAAUAUAUGGUUGUGGUUAAGUAAGAAACAUGUAAAUGAAUGUUAGCUAGUAACCACACAAUACUUUCCAAAAAGGGAAAUGACAAGAAUGUGUGUUAGACGUCCGAAAAAGGGAAAAAUUUAAAGGGACAGAGGGUGGAGUAUUGCACGUGUAUAAAGUUUACAAUCUAGUCUUACUCCAUUAUUUUACCUAUUUCAUUUUCCUAAUAACAUGCAAUAUCAGAUAACAUUAUUUUUUACAGGCAUUGGAGUCCCCUUUUGUCUUCUUUUGAUAGUUUUUGGCUAAAAAAAAUAUUAGGGAAAAGUUUCAAAUAUGCCCCCUACUAAUAUGGAAAAGUAAAUUAAGCCCCGAACUCAAAAAACACUCAAUUAAGCCCACGAACUAUAAAAACAAGGCAAAACAGUCUUUUUAGCAGGUAAUUAAGCGGUUAAAAAGAGAUAAGGAAAAAAGGAAAGAAAGAGAAAAGGAGAAAAAGAAAAUGUAAAAGCAUGCCACAUCAUUUGCCACACAUGCAAAUAACUGGGAACGGUUAAUAUCCUGCUAAAAGGACUGUUUUGCCUCGUUUUUUAUAGUUCGUGGGCUUAAUUGAGUGUUUUUUAUUUUGGCGGCUUAAUUGACUUUUCCGUAUUAGUAGGGGGGCCUAUUUGACACUUUUUCUAAAAUAUUAUUAUAAAGGAGAAAAAAAUAAAGAUGAGUAGAAACAUUUUUACAAAAAGAUGGAUUACUUUUGCAACAAGGAAAUCUUUUGAGUCAAGAAGACGAAACAAAAGUGUUCACCAUAAAAGAGAUGGAGUUGGCAACAGAGAACUUAAAAAUAAGCGAAUUUUCUGUGCAGAAGGAAUUGGUAAGCUCUAUAUAGGCAUGCUAUCAAAUGGAAAGAUAGUAGUUAUCAAAAAACACUUGCUAUUAGAAAAGGCAAAAAUAUCUGUCUUUAUCAACGAGAUAUCUAUUUUAUCUCAAAUAAAUUACAGACACACUGAAAGUUAUCAGUUGUUGUUCGGAGGUAGAAGUUUCAUUGAUUGUAUAUGAGUGUGUACGAAAUGGUACCUUAGAUUCAUGGUCGUGACAAUACCAACUUCAAUAUACUAUGAGGCCAUCAUGAGAAGAUCGUUUGCGCAUCACAACAUAGAUAGCGAUUGGACUUUCUCACUUGCACUCUGUGGCUUCAAUAGUUAUAUUUCAUGGAGAUAUGAAGCCUUCAAAUAUAUUGCUUCAUGAAGAUAUGUGAUCCAUAAUAUCUGACUUUGGGACAUCUGUGUCGAUGCCCGUUGAUAUGACACAUCAUACUGUGGUUGCACUCGUAUUUACAUAUGGUUAUGUGGAUCCUAACAUUUUUACUCCGUGUUAACUGACUGACAAUCAGGAUGUGUAUGCAUUUGGUGUAGUAUUAGUAAAAUUAUUGACCAGAGAAAGACCUCCAACUAAAUUCGAUAGCACUAAUGAUCUUUCGGUGAGCACUUUUAAGUCAACUAUGCAGGAAGAGCGUUUGGUUGACAUAUUAGACUUUUUUCUUGUCGUGGAGGGCAAUAAGGAACAAAUGAAGGCAGUUGCAGUAACCAUAAUGAAAUGCUUGAAAGAGGAUCUAAGAUGUCGACCAUGUAUGAGAGAAGUAGAAGUUGAACGACAAGGACUUAUUAACGCAACAAAUGGUGCUACGCUGAGUACGCAACAAGCUGUUGUUGACUCUUCUAGAGUUAAUAUGAUAGGUCAGUUUCACCCUCAAGAAGUUAUUGACGCAACCAAUGGUGCCAGUAGAGUACGCAACAAGCUGGCGAUGACUCUUCUAGAGUUAAUUCGAUAAGUCAGUUUGAGAUACGAGAUAACUCUACAACAUCUAGCAUGUAUAUGACUACCAUAGAAACUUUUGGAAGUGUUGAAUUUUGAUGAAGCGUGAACAUAGGAACGCAUGCAACGUUGUUCUAUGUCAUGCAUUCAUUUAGUACUUCCAGAAUCAGAACUGCCGGUUUUUUUAACCGGACAGAAACUGCAUAGUGGUUCUGGUGCGGUUCAAAAACCGGUUGUUCGGAUUCCAAUUCCGGUUUAACCGAAAACCACGAACAAUUGUACACGUAUGCAUGACAUCAAAAAACGUUGCACGCAUUCCUAUGUUCAAGCUUGAUCAAAAUUCAACAUUUCUUCCAAAAUUUUUAAUAGUAAUCAUCAUACAUACUAGAUGUUGUAGAGUUCUCUCGUAUCUCAAACUGACUUAUCGAAUGAACUUUAGAAGAGUCAUCACCAACUUGUUGCGUACUCUGCGUGACACCAUUUUUUGCAUCAAUAAGUCUUUGAAGGUGAAACUGGCUUAUUGAAUUAACUCUAGAAGAGUCAUCAAAGCUUGUUGCGUACUCUGCCUGACACCAUUUGUUGUGUCAAUAAGUCCGUGAAGGUCAGCACCUACUUCCCUCAUACAUGGUUGACUUCUGAAUUGGGUCCUCUUUCAAGCAUUUCAUUGUAGUUAAUGUAACUUACUUGAUUUGUUCCAUAUUGUCCUCCACGAGAAAAGGGUCUAGUAUCUCAACCAAACGCUCUUCCUGCAUAGUUGACUUAAAUGUGCUCACCAAAAGAUCAUUAGUGCUCUCGAAUAUAGAUUGAGGUCUUUCUCUGGUCAAUAAUUCUACUAGUAUUACACAAAAUGCAUACGCAUCUUUUUGAUUGUCAGUCACAUUAUGCGUAGUAAAAAUACUAGGAUGCACAUAUCCGUAUGUAAAUACGAGUGCAACCACGGUAUUAUGUCUCACUCGUAUUUACAUAGGGUUAUGUGGAUCCUAGCAUUUUUACUACGCAUAAAGAGACUAACAAUGAGGAUGCAUACGCAUUUGGUGUAAUACUAGUAGAGUUAUUGACCAGAGAAAGACCUCAAACUAUAUAGUUAGAGGUCUUUCUUUGGUUAAUAAUUUUACUAAUACUACACCAAAUGCAUAAGCAUCCUGAUUGUCAGUCAGUUUACACGUAGUAAAAAUGUUAGGAUCCACAUAACCAUAUGUAAAUAUGAGUGCAAUAACGGUAUGAUGUGUCGUAUCAACGAACAUCAGCAUAGAUGUCCCAAAGUCAGAUAUUAUGGAUCUCAUAUCUUCAUGAAGCAAUAUUGUUGGAACAUAUUGUUUUGUUGAUGACAAACGACUAGUGUUACUUUUGGUCUAUAAGUGAUUGCAGGAAAGGAAGAUAAGUCGUGCUUUGGAACAAGCCGUAGACCUAAACCCGGAACUAUCCUACAACGGACAUAUAUAUUUUGUUGAUAACUAACCAUGCAGGUGGAACGAUGAACAGAACCACUCUCAGUUCCAUACGGAACGGAAGACAGAACUAUCCUUAGUUCUGUUCUGUGCGAACGGGUGACAUACAUGAUUAAUAUGUGCUUGCAUAAUAAUACUAUGGUUGGGUUGAAUUGUCACCUACGUGUCAAGAUCUUAUUUGAUGUAGUCAUGCAUAUUAUAAUUAUACGUAACACAAUCUCUUUCCAUGCAUGAUGGGAUACCCACUCAAAUUAGUCUAAUUCUUUAUGGAAAGAAUCCUUUUGACCAUAACAUACGUAUGUGUGCUAAUUAAGUGCCUUGCUAUCUUUAUAAGAGUUGACCAUGAUAAACUUAUGUUUGUUAAGUAAAUAUUCUUUUACCUUACGGUUUGAAUUAUUAUCUUUGAUUGAGAUAUUAAAAUAAAUAUCUUAAAGGAUCUUUACUUGCUAAUGCAUGAUUUCAUGUUGACCGUGCAUGUCUAUUUUUAAGUAAAUUAUUUAUUACUUUUGAAAAGGCUCCUUGACUAAAUUAUAUAUGGUUUGGUGAUAAGUGAAUUAACGUAACUAUCUUUCUUUAUACGGAUAUUAAUCCUUGCUUGCUUGUUUAUACAUGCUGAGUGAAUAUCUAUAUGUGCGUGACUUAUUUGCUACCUUGAAUUUAUAGUUGUGAUAUUUUAAAUAUCUUUAUUUGGCUGCCUUAUAUAUUGAGCUUGAAUAUGGGAAAUAUUAUGAAAGGAAAGCAAUUCAAAAUAUCAAGGCAAGUCCCAAGAUUAGAAGAUCAACUAUUCAAGGAAGGAUGCUCAAACGGUCUGCCCAAGACUGCAUAUAUAAACGAAGCAGCCAAAUAGAAAUAAAGUAGAGCUUGACCGAGACAAAAUCUUAAGAGACAUAUUCACAAAAGAAAUAUCAAAGUCCAAGGCGUCUGAAACUGCUCACUCGGAGUUCUAGAUAUAGUUUCUUCUUUCCCUUCUUCAUAUUGUAAUGGGGUUUUGAGGAUUGGCUAAGAGUAGCCUCCUCGGGUAGGUUUGUGUGUGUGAGAGCUUUGUUGUAAAGCUGAGAGGCUCUCUACCCGCAAGGUAGAGAAGCAUAACUCUUCCUAGAGAGGAUAGAGUUGGGGUGGCUCAAGGGUAGACUAUGAGAGUUUCCCUUGUAAUCAUACAAAGGCUUUUUAGUGAAGUUGUCAAAAUUCCUCCGAGGGAGGUCGAGUUUUUUUAAUCCCUUUGAGCCAAGGGAUUUUUCCUCGUUAAAUCCUUGUGCACUUUACUAUUUCGUAUAUCCCUUUGCCUCGCACUAGAACUGGGCGAAAAACUGCCACGGUUCCACACACACAAUUCACCCCCCCCCUCUUGUGUUGCUAACCGUUUUCAUCAAAUAUGUUUGAAGGUUUCAUAUCUCCAUGAAAUACAGCUAUUGAAGCCUAAGAGUGCAAGUGAGAAAGUCGAGUUGUUAUCUCUGUUGCGAUGCGCAAACGAUCUUCUCAUGGACUCAUAGUAUAUUGAAGUUGGUAUUGCCGCGACCAUGAAGCUUAGUUUAAGUUACAAUUUCGUUCACACUCAUACAAUCAAUGGAACUUCUACCUCCAAACAACAACCGAUAAUUUUCACUGUGUCAGUAAUUUAUUUGAGAUAAAGUAGAUAUCUCAUUGAUAAAGACAAAUAUUUUCGCCUUUUCUAACAGCAAAGAUUUUUUGAUAGCUACUAUCUUUCCAUUUGAUAGCAUGCCUUUAUAGAGCUUACAAUUUCCUUCUACACGGAGAAUUCGCUCAUUGUUUAAGUUCUUUGUUGCCAACUCCAUCUCUUUUAUGGUGAAUACUUUUGUUUCGUUUUCUUGACUCAAA
Molecule: messenger RNA, 8602 nt
Organism: Cuscuta epithymum
Lineage: Eukaryota; Viridiplantae; Streptophyta; Magnoliopsida; Solanales; Convolvulaceae
Source: the annotation of a GenBank genome assembly